UCAUUUUUUUCCCUCGAUUUGGUGAUCCGCCUCUCGCCUCGAUCUCUCUCUCCAAAGAUCAGAGAGAGAGAGAGAGAGAGAGAGAGAGAGAGAGAGAGAGGAAGAGAUGCGUUGAAAAUGCUCGAAGCUGUUUUUCGAUUUUAUCCUCUGGGGGUACAGUGAAUAUUCAGGGAUGUGCUGAGCAGAAGAGUUCCGAUUCUCGAGUUCGAUUUUUUGUCGGUAGGGUUUUUGAAUUUCGAUUGCUCGGAGGACUUGUCUUCGGAUAUGAGUGGGUGUUACCCGUGCUUCGGAUCUUCGGCGAAGGACGGUGCUGCCCAAGAAACAGUGAGGAAGGACGCUUCAGCUAAAGACGGCUCAGUUGCUCAGUCCCACCAUGCCAGCUCAGACAAAUCAAAAUGUAACGGAGGUUCCGAACACAAGAAGAAGGAGGUGACCGUUCCAAAAGACGGAUCGACAGCACAUAUCGCUGCGCAGACGUUUACCUUCCGAGAGUUGGCAGCUGCCACUAAGUGCUUUAGACCGGAAUGCCUUCUGGGUGAAGGGGGAUUUGGACGUGUUUACAAGGGUCGUCUCGAGAGUACAGGACAGACAGUUGCGGUUAAACAGCUUGACCGGAAUGGCCUACAAGGGAACAGAGAGUUUCUUGUAGAGGUUCUAAUGCUGAGCCUCUUGCACCAUCCUAAUCUUGUGAAUUUGAUCGGUUAUUGCGCUGAUGGCGAUCAACGUCUUCUUGUUUAUGAGUACAUGCCUCUUGGAUCAUUGGAGGAUCAUCUUCAUGAUCUUCCGCCGGAUACAGAACCUCUCGACUGGAAUACGAGGAUGAAAAUAGCUGCAGGGGCGGCAAAGGGGCUGGAGUACCUGCACGACAAAGCUAACCCUCCAGUGAUCUACCGGGAUUUCAAGUCAUCGAACAUACUUCUCGGGGAAGGCUAUCACCCGAAGUUAUCUGAUUUCGGGCUGGCGAAACUGGGGCCAGUCGGUGAUAAAACGCACGUCUCGACCCGUGUGAUGGGCACUUACGGUUAUUGUGCACCGGAAUAUGCCAUGACCGGCCAACUCACCUUGAAGUCCGAUGUCUAUAGCUUCGGAGUUGUGUUUCUCGAGCUCAUCACGGGCCGCAAGGCCAUUGAUAAUACCCGAGCGCCGGGAGAGCACAACCUUGUUGCAUGGGCGAGGCCGCUAUUCAAGGACCGGAAGAAGUUCCCGAAGAUGGCGGACCCGUUGCUGCAAGGGAGAUACCCAAUGCGAGGUCUAUAUCAGGCACUUGCAGUAGCGGCAAUGUGUCUGCAGGAACAAGCAUCCACGAGGCCGCUCAUAGGCGACGUGGUCACGGCUCUGACGUACUUAGCAACCCAAACAUACGACCCGAACGCAUACAGCAGAGGUGGGGGCCCGCCUUUGAUAAGGACGCGGUAUGAGUAUGGGGGCAGCGGCCUGGACAGCCCGGGAACAGAUACCCGUAGCCGUCUCAGCUCACCAUCCACACACAGAAACUCACCGAACUUCAGGAGACGGGACUAA
Molecule: messenger RNA, 1521 nt
Organism: Tarenaya hassleriana
Lineage: Eukaryota; Viridiplantae; Streptophyta; Magnoliopsida; Brassicales; Cleomaceae
Product: serine/threonine-protein kinase CDL1-like
Exons: 5
Coding region: 265-1521 (418 amino acids)
Biological process (GO): protein phosphorylation
Molecular function (GO): ATP binding; protein kinase activity
Source: RefSeq, a predicted model, not a curated record